Molecule: messenger RNA, 531 nt
Organism: Penicillium coprophilum
Lineage: Eukaryota; Fungi; Ascomycota; Eurotiomycetes; Eurotiales; Aspergillaceae
Product: putative GPI anchored protein
Exons: 2
Coding region: 1-531 (176 amino acids)
Source: RefSeq, a predicted model, not a curated record
AUGCGUUUCUCCAUUGUCUUCACUACCCUCUCGGCCAUCGCCUUGGCCACCGCUCAGAGCGAUGUCUCCAUCCAGACUGUCGAGAACCCUGCCACCCAGUAUCUGACCCAGACAAACUCUCUCGGUGUCGUGACUGGCCAACCUGAAGUCGUCACUUCCCAGCCCACUGCUGUCACCAGCCAGGCCGCUGCCGUGACCUCCCAGCAGCCCGCUGCCUCCAUCCCCGCUGGUCUGACCUCGCCCGUCGCUGGCCCCGGCGCCUCUCACUCCACUCUCUCCACUGCCUCCAGCCGCUCUGCCAGUGACUCUGCUACCGCCACCAAGACCACUGACUCCAAGAGCACUGGUACCUCCACCAGCUCGUCCUCUGACUCAUCCGAGUCCUCCAAGUCUUCGUCCAGCUCCAGCGCCAGCUCCAGCUCAUCUGCUGCUGCUUCCAGCUCGGCCUCCACCGGUGGCGCCGCUAUUGCCACUGCUGCCCCUGUCGGUCUCGGCAUGAUGGCCGGUGCCGCUCUCGUUGCUUUCCUGUAA